AUGACGCUAUCAGACUGGGAUGUGCAACGGCAUGCCCUAUCCACUAUUCCAGUCAUGGCACUGCUAGUGGCAUAUAUUAUUCUCACAUCCGGGCCUCAUAAUGAAUCUCAACGACUUCAUAACUCUGAAGGUAAAACUUGCAUUCUCCCUCUUUCAAUACGCAUUGUGACUAUUUUGGCUCUGGUACUGGGCGUGGAAGCAUAUAUUUGUGGGUUCCAUUCCAAUGGAGCCCUGAAUAUAUUGAUAGCAGGCUUCCGCCUGUCCCUACUAUGGUGUUUUAUAUUUCAAAUAACCAACCACUCAUGGCAUGCUGCAGCUGCAAUUGGAACAUUUAGUGCCAUGUCUACUCGCGAGCCUUUCAAACAGUCUUCAAGUAUGAGAUCAUUUUUACAUGUCGUGGCAACGUUACUUGUUCUUGGUCAGAUCGUCUCAGCGCUCCCAAAACAAGCAAAAACCAAGAUGAUUCUCUGGAUAUUUGCCAUUCUUCCCCUUGGCACCUUUUUAGCGAAUAUCUUUACAAUCAUCGCGCACUCUUCAUCCCAGGUCUCACAAAAUCAUCCAAUUGAUGUCUUGAUUCAAAAAGCAAAAUUGAAUUUUGAUGGCUAUCUCCAAAAACAAUCGAAAAAUUACACGGCUGCUUGUGAUGAAUACCGACGUCGAUACAGUGUAGAGCCACCACCAGGCUUCCAGGCCUGGUAUGAAUUUGCAAAAUCACACAAAUCACCUAUUAUUGAUGAUUUUGAUUUAAUUUAUGAUGGGAUUUCACCAUUUUGGAAACUGAGUGGGAAAGAAGUGCUGGGAAUGAUCAAUGACUCCCAGCAUUUUUCAAAUUGUGAGCUAUGGCGCUGUACUUUGUCCAGUCAUCAUACUUCUAAGAUUGCCUGCCACCAUCCCUACCGUAGUUUUGACAGGCAUAUUGAGCUCUUAUUCAACAAGUUGUUGGAAAAUAUGGAUGUUGUUCUUCCCAGAGUCACAUUUCUUGUCAAUCACUUUGAUGAACCAAGCAUCUUGAUUCCCCCACGAUCACUGGACAACCAAUGGUUUAACCUGACCGACAUGUCAAGACAGAAAGUUUGGGACUCCCUAACUAAAUAUUGCCUAUCCUCCCAUCAUGAUCAGAAGCUUGACACGGAAACCGAUGGCGUGCCAUUUGUAACUAAUGCCAGAACAUCCAAGAACCUUUGUCUGCAUCCUGAAUACCGUAAUAUGCAUGGCAUUGCCAUCAGUCCUACUUCUUUCCACCUAAUCGAAGGCCUUGUACCAAUACUUUCAACCGGGUCGCUGUCAACGAUGGGACACAUCCUAUUCCCUAGUCCGGCGUAUAUUGAAUCCGAGUUUCGAUAUGCAGAGGAGCAUGAUGUUGACUGGGGAAAGAAGAAGAACAACCUAUAUUGGGCUGGCUCAACAACUGGCGGGUUUGCAUCGGAUAGCGAGUGGAAGUAUUUCCACCGACAAAGAUUUGUCAAGUUGGCACAGAAUCUGGAAAAGCGGCAACACUCUUACCUGCGAAAGAAAGGUGGGAAAAUCACGAGUGUGAAAUCACCAUUCCUCGACAGCAGAUUAUAUAAUGUUGGAUUCACCAAAAUAUUCCAAUGUAAAAGAUCGGCUUGCAGAGAUCAACUUGCAUAUUUUGAUGUCAAGCCAUGGGCAGAUAAAGACCAAGCACUCCGAUCACGGCUUGUGUUUGAUAUUGAUGGAAAUGGUAUUAGUGGCCGCUAUUACAAGCUAUUGGCAUCAAAAUCCACCCCCAUGAAGCAUACCCUGCUGCGAGAGUGGCAUGAUGAUCGUUUGGAACCAUGGCUUCACUACAUACCUGUCAGCCAGAGCAUGGAGGAAGUCCCAGAACUGGUUUCUUUCCUUACAUCAACUACAAUUGGACAGCGAAGGGCGAAAGAAAUAGCAGAAUCUGGCCGUGAUUGGUUCUCCCGGGCGUUCCGAGAGAUUGAUCUGGCUAUCUACACCUAUCGUCUGUUGCUUGAACUAGCGCGACUUCAGGACCCAGAAAGGCUCGCGGCACCGUGA
This is a messenger RNA of Ophidiomyces ophidiicola, 2022 nucleotides long. RefSeq lists its product as uncharacterized. The record is from RefSeq and is a predicted model, not a curated record. The coding region runs from base 1 to 2022 and encodes 673 amino acids. The transcript has 2 exons. Lineage: Eukaryota; Fungi; Ascomycota; Eurotiomycetes; Onygenales; Onygenaceae.